This is a messenger RNA of Lodderomyces elongisporus, 921 nucleotides long. RefSeq lists its product as uncharacterized. Lineage: Eukaryota; Fungi; Ascomycota; Pichiomycetes; Serinales; Debaryomycetaceae. The transcript has a single exon. Gene Ontology annotation, molecular function: carboxylic ester hydrolase activity. Gene Ontology annotation, cellular component: mitochondrion. The coding region runs from base 1 to 921 and encodes 306 amino acids. The record is from RefSeq and is a predicted model, not a curated record.
AUGCUUACAUUUGCUCCGCGCUUGACCAGAACAACUUAUUACGGUUUUCGCUGUUGUUUUUCAACAUCUCUCGGGCUACGGGAACCUAAAAUCGAGACAGUUGAUUUAGCAUAUGAGAAAUACCCAUAUGAAAACUCCACCAAGUCACCAUUAAUCUUGCUUCAUGGUAUAUUCGGUUCCAAAGCAAAUACACGCACAGUAUCUAAGCAAUUGGCAGAGCGAUUGACGCGAGACAUUUAUGCUCUUGAUCUUCGAAAUUUUGGAUCAAGUCCGCACGCCAAAAGAUUGGAUUAUCCCAGUUUAUCUGCAGAUGUGGAGCAGUGGAUUGACAACCAGGACUUUAAAGAAAAACCCAUUUUGGUUGGUCACUCUAUGGGUGCCAAGACUGCUAUGGCAUUGGCAUUGAGAAGACCAGAGUUGCCUAAAUUUGUGGUGAGUGUGGAUAACGCGCCAAUCUCAUUUGGCAACACUGGGUCCAAGUUUGGAAAAUACAUUAAUCAAUUGAGAGUUGCAUUGGAAAAACACAAGUAUAACGAUAUUAAGGAUGUUGAUGCCGAGUUGGCAAAAGUGGAGCCAAAUAAAGUUAUCAGACAGUUUUUGCUCAUGAAUAUGAAUAGAGGUAAAAAGAAUGAACCAGUAACUUCCAAGAUUCCACUAGAUAUAAUUGGUGAUGCAGUUAAUAAAGGUUUCAUUGCCAGUUGGCCCUAUGACUCUAACGUUCAAAGAUGGACUGGACCUGUUUUGUUCAUUAGGGGUACUGAGUCACAUUACGUACCUGAUGAAGUUAUACCGGAGAUUGCUGCUCAGUUCCCUGAUUUUGAAAUUCGUGAUAUAGAGAGCGGGCAUUGGGUGAUUAGCGAGAAGCCAAAAGAAUUUAUGGAUGUCUUGCAAGAGUUUAUAGAAAGAAAGGAAGACGAUUAA